CUAGGCUGUGAGGGGCCGCGGGGCAGGCCGGGAAGGGCGCGGGGCAGGCCGGGAGUGCCCCGGCACUCGGCGCAGGGACCGCGGCACCGACACUGACACCGGCACCGGCACCGGCACCGGCACCGGCGGGAUGUGGUACGAGAUCCUGCCCGGCAUGGCCAUCAUGGGCGUCUGCCUCAGCGUUCCCGGCCUCGCCACCGUCUUCAUGCACCGCCUGUGCCACGGCGGCAAGGAGAAGAGGAUCGCCCGCUAUCCCUUCGAGUGGACCUUGUUGGAGAGGGACCGGCGGCUGUCUGGUGUCAACAAGCAUUAUGUGCCCAAGGGUCUGGAGAACUUAGACUAAGGUGGCAACACUUUGAAAAAUCCAUGUAUCUAUAGAAAAUGUUUUAACUCUUAAAUAAAAYUAUACAUAUGUUCAA
This is a messenger RNA of Malurus melanocephalus (red-backed fairy wren), 419 nucleotides long. RefSeq names its product NADH:ubiquinone oxidoreductase subunit A1 (gene NDUFA1). The coding region runs from base 131 to 343 and encodes 70 amino acids. The transcript has 3 exons. The record is from RefSeq and is a predicted model, not a curated record. NCBI's taxonomy places the organism in Eukaryota, Metazoa, Chordata, Aves, Passeriformes, Maluridae.